This is a messenger RNA of Gasterosteus aculeatus aculeatus (three-spined stickleback), 3620 nucleotides long. RefSeq names its product nectin-1. Gene Ontology annotation, cellular component: adherens junction. Gene Ontology annotation, biological process: heterophilic cell-cell adhesion; homophilic cell-cell adhesion. The record is from RefSeq and is a predicted model, not a curated record. Lineage: Eukaryota; Metazoa; Chordata; Actinopteri; Perciformes; Gasterosteidae.
GUAAAACGCCCAAAAGUGCGAUGAAGAGGAAGAUGCGAGCAGCUCGCAGCUCGCUGUGUGACUUCAUCAUUCACUGUAUAUGAAGUAAUGGAUGACUCGUUUUUUACCGCGAGGCUUUUAGUUUGGACUACUUUCAUCCUGAGCACACAUGUAGAAGCUCCCCAGGUGAUUGGAGGAAACGUGAACGCAGAGCAAGGAGGGACGGCCAUCUUGCCGUGCAAACUCAUCAACGCUAAGGACUCCCUCACCCAGAUCGCAUGGAGGAAGGAGCCUGAGGAGGAAAAUUUCAUUUUGAUUAAACCCAUUACUGGAAUGAAAUUCGUCAACGGAGAGGAUAAACGAUUUGAAUUUUUUGGGGACGUUAGCGACUACAACGGAUCGCUACGGUUUUCCAACAUCACUUUGAGAGAUAAAGGCACUUACACGUGUAUCUUCACUUUGUUCCCCUCUGGAAAUGUCCAGACGAAGAUACUUCUAAACGUGCUUGUGCCUCCGCUCACAAGCCUUGAGGAUAAUCGUCCUAUUUUGGGUGAAGAAGAAGUUCCCCUCGUUACAUGCAAGGCAGCUGGUUCCAAACCUGCUGCAGAGGUGCGUUGGCUCAAAGGUACUUUGGCAGAAAAAGUGACAGAAACAACUCACGUCACCCGUCAUGGCGACGGUACGACAACCACAGUCAGCUCGCUGUCUGGAGCGCCGAGCAGAGAAAUCCACGGUCACUUGGUCGAGUGUAUCGUCACUAAUGCAGCCCUGUCAAAAGAGGAGAGGCUGCCUUUCAACAUACAGAUCUACUUCCCACCCACUGAAGUGAACAUCAGCAUGAAAUCGGAGGAUGCAUUUGAAUGUGAGACUGAAGCCAACCCACAUGCACAAUUUACCUGGAGCAGAUCCGACCGUUCUAGGCUUCAGUCUGCUGUCAGAGUAGAAGGUGCAACGCUACGGUUUCUGAGCAUGACCUCUGACCUGAAUGGCCUCUACCAGUGUGAAGCAUCUAACCUGUAUGGAAAAAAACACAGCUACAUCUAUGUGAAUGUGACUCCUGAAGUCUGCCGUGCCUGUUGGACCUCAUUUGGGAUUUUGAUCAUCAUCAUGAUUCUCGUUGUCGCUGCUCUGUGUUACAAGAUGUGGAAAUUUCGAAUGGACAGGACAAGAGAGGACUUGCGUGCAGAGACGACGACGGACCAAGAAUCACAUCCACUGGGAGCCGAGGUAGAAGAAAAAUGAACACGUGGAAGCAACAAUCUAGAAGACAGUUGUCUCACUGCAAAGGACCCAGUGCUGACACCACGUGAUUUCACAACAACGGCAUCAACUGUUGAUGACAACAAAGGAUUAUGAAGAAUGUCUACCGGCCAAAAGAAAAUAGGUGACUGAACAACAAUGUAUUCAUGAAGAAUUUGAAUUGAGAACCUUGAGAUUAUGGAAUGAAAACCUGAGAAUAUUGUGUAAAUAUACAAAACAAAGUUAAUUAAGAAACUUACUACUUACUUACUACUUUUUAAAAAUGUAUUUCACUUUAGUGCUAUUGUUUGAGACUUCGUGAACAUCUUAUAUAAAGACAGUUCUGCAGGGCAUCAAACUUGCGGCUACCAUAGAAUAUAGUGUAGAACCAAAAAUACUGUUUGUAUAAUUAUUAAACAAACGACAACAACGCACACUAUUUUGUGUUUGCAGACUUGUUGUCUUUGUGUGUUAAUACGUAUGAUGGUGGUUCUCUAAAUGAUCGGCCACCACUCAAUUAACUAUUCAGUUAAACAUUUACACACAUUUUCUGUUGGACCACGACGUCCUGAAGGAGUUUGAUGAGUUUAGUUUUUUACUGGUUGUUUGAUUAUUGGUUAUUAUUUUAUUUAUUAUGUUGUGAUAGAUUUGUCGUUGACUGAAAGAAGUGGUGUGCGUUGUAGCUUUGUGUCAGAGGAGCUAAGAUCACCUACCUGAGAUAAAACAUGUUGUCUGUCUAGUGUUUUGUUUCAACAUCAUCUUUCUUUCCAUACUUUCUGAUUGAAGUCUGUAUUUCGCAAAUGUCGUUCCGUUAUCUCAGUUACAUUUUCUCAUCUAUAGUUUCCUGAACCUAAUGGCAUAUAUAUGUAUGUUUAUAUGUAGUAGUAACAGUAUGAAUAUCGGUCCAAUAUAAUCUGUGCCACUAUGAGUCGACCACCCGGCUGCUUCAUGACACAUCUCAUGUGGUUCUUUGUUUCAAUUUAUAUUCUUAAUAACAACGUCAACUUUACAACCUCAAUGUUAGUUGGUCGUAUUUUCAUUUCAUUUUUACUCAAAAGUCAGCAAAAGAAGAUUUUAUGACAUUAAAGGUUCAUGAAGGUAAAAAGAAGUUCUGUUACAAACACUGCAAAAAUAUUGUGUAAAACGUUGCACUUGUAUCGAAAUUGUAACUGUUUACAGAAGGAAACGUACUCAUUCUGUAUUUAAUAUAAAACCUGUCUUUACCUGAGCUAAGUUAGUUCAUGUGAGAUGUACUAGCUGAUGCAAGUAUACAAACAUGAUCACAAUCACAAUGUUAAUUUGCUGCGUGUUAAGAAGCAAUACAUUUGACUUCAUUAGGUCUACAUGCUAAUGCUAAUAGCCAAUUUCUCUACUCAACUAUGAAGAGUUCACGAUUGUUAGUGGCCAUUCGUUUUUUGCUGUGUGAGUGUGUGUGUGUGUGUGUGUGUGUGUGUGUGUGUGUGCAGUAGGAGUGUUUAGUGGAAUUUAACCAGAAGACCACGCAUAGUGGAAGGGUCGUCAUGGUGUAGGGGUAGAGAGGGUGCGCCAGGAACUGCAAGGUUGGUGGUUGAAGCCCCGGCUGCCCCGUGUCCUAUGUCGAAGUGUCCCUGAGCAAGACACCUAACCCCCAAUUCCUCCCCGGGCAAAAAUGUAAAAACCAUGGGUUAAAAAUGUAAUGUAAGUCGCUUUGGAUAAAAGCGUAAUGUAAAUGUAAUGAUUAUAUGUGAGAUCAUGAAUAGUGUUAGAAUUGUAGUUAGUGUGUUAUUAUAUAUUAGUUAUUAUGUUAGUAUGUUAGAUUAUAAACUCUUUAAUUAGUGUACACAUGACAUCCAGCUAUUAUGUGAUGUUCUGUUUGGAGGAAGGAUCUUCAACCUUCCCUGAUGGAUUUUUUUCCAUUUUAUUUACACAACUUCCCGCCGGUCUAGAGUACGACACCUUACUGGCUACACAGAGCGGUAAAAGCUGAAGUAGUUUGUAGUGUUCUUUCCUCCCACUACGUCUCAAGAGGCAGAAAGUAACUAAGUUUGUGGAGCGUGAAGUCAGCUUUCUCGGUCCAUGUCACACACUGAGGAACUUAUUAUUACAGUCAACUACAUUUACCUUCAACACUGAUUGGACAUCCCAAUAGAAAGUUGUCAAUCCUUCUUUUACUUUUUUUUAAAAUGUCUUCACUUUUGCUAUAUUAUUUUGUGUUUUGUAUUUUGUUUUAUUGAAGCUUCUACUUGUACUAGUAGUAGUGGUUGGUUAAAGCAUUAGUUCCCAGUCUUGUUGUCCCAUUGAAAUGUUUUCAUGGUUUUCUUUUAAAUCAUUCCUUUUAUUGUAUGCAGUGUUCAGCUUGUCGUUAUUCAUUUCUUUUUACUGGAAUUAAAGCUAUGCAGAAGCCUGAAGUAUGGCAAUAGUCA